AUUUCAUAUCAGUUAUUUAGUCGCUGAUUACACUUCCGCGAGAAAGUAGUUUUCUUUUUUUAUCUCGAAACUCGAAACAUGACGGUCACUCUUUUCGUAGACAAUCCAUCCAUCGGGAACACGGCUCCGGCAUCGGAAGUGUUCCCAGAGGACAGUUGCAAACCCAACCAUAACAAUGGACAGCGCCGGUUGAAAUGCGGCAAGCUGAAAACCGUUCAAAUCAUUCUAGGUGUAUUAGUACUAGUAUUAAUCCGUCCACGCUUCCGUGACGCCAACAUCGAGUACAUUCAGAUGUUCGUGACCUGUAACGCCACCCUUCUGACUACCGUUCUCCUUUGGGACAAGGUGCGCCGAUCGCUCGAGUGGGAUCGGGUUUGCGACGGAAAGUUGGAACUGUACUACACUGGCGUUGUGGCCGUCCUGUACUACAGUGCGUCGUUCGGGAUGCUAGCCUGUUACAUCGGCUAUUACAAUCCGCGAACGAAUAUCGAGGCCGGGCUGGUCGGAAUGUUGGCCAGCUUUGCCUACGGAUACAACUGGUGGCUGUUGUACCGGGAGCAGGUUCUGAGUCGAUUACGGAUAGACUGUGCGGAGGAAACUAAUCGAUCGCGGCAGAAGGAACAGGAAUUGGUUUAAUAUAUUGAUUUUAUCUUAUCACAUAGAUAACGGAUAUUUGUGGACAAAUUAUGGCUGAGUGUGUUGAAAGCAGUACAUAGUCGAACCAGUGACUGGUUUAUAGGAAUGUAUGUAAACAGUCUCUGAUACUAAUAAUAGGAAAAUAUCUAUCAAUUUACCAAAGGACAAGUAGAAUUUCGCAACAUACAUUAUGUUUAACAAAAGUUAAAUACGAUUAUAGGAUGUAUACAGAAGUUCGGCAAGUUUUUGUUAAAUUCGUUAUGGAAUUUACGUCUCAUCAGAAUCCGACACUAACUUAGUGACGGGACUAAGCUAGCUCCAAAACGAAGACUCUUUGUUGUUUAAUAGAUCUUAAUUUUGUAAAAUUAGAUUUACAUGGUAAUUAUCUCCUUAUAUGUUUGUUCUCCCUUUUUCUAACUCUCCGAAACUCGCGUCAAUAUCACAUUCAGACGACCGCUUAAUGAUUCGCAAAGAAUAAAGUUAGUGUGGGUGCCCCGUACGUUACGAAAUAUAAAAUUUGUAGCCAAACGUUGACUCUCACUGCGUAUUAGAAUUCUUCCAAACGUACUUUUCAGCUAAAUAUAAUAUUUUUUUCAAAAAAAAAGAUGAAGUACGAAGAAUCGUCCACUGACUCAUCACCAUGUACC
This is a messenger RNA of Topomyia yanbarensis, 1283 nucleotides long. RefSeq lists its product as uncharacterized. The coding region runs from base 79 to 636 and encodes 185 amino acids. Lineage: Eukaryota; Metazoa; Arthropoda; Insecta; Diptera; Culicidae. The record is from RefSeq and is a predicted model, not a curated record. The transcript has 2 exons.